Entrophospora sp. SA101 is the source of this 598-nucleotide messenger RNA. NCBI's taxonomy places the organism in Eukaryota, Fungi, Glomeromycota, Glomeromycetes, Entrophosporales, Entrophosporaceae. The record is from the annotation of a GenBank genome assembly.
AUGCUAAAAUCUAAACUUCCCAACUCUCAAAUUCUCACCCAACUCCUUCAAAGAUUUACCCAACAAGAGUUAGCCGAUAUUUAUGGAGUAAAUGAAAGAACUAUUCGCCGAAAUAUAAAACCUUCCAACAAACCUAAACAAAAGAGAGGAAUUAAAGAAAAAAUAGUGGGUGAUAAUCUAAACCUUUUACUCUCUUUUACUGAUUAUAAAUCUCAACAUAAUACUCUAACUCAUCAAGAAAUGGCUGACAUGUUGAAAGAGAAAGCCAUUGAUGAAUGUCAUUUCUAUCUAAACGAAGCUCCUCGUUAUGGUUAUGCUCCAAAAAGUCAGAGAACUAUUUCUCCUGCCCCAGGUAGCAAAGGGGGAAGUUAUUCUUUGAUUAUUUGGGUUAAAAAUGGUAAGGAAGGAGAUUUUUUAGUGAUGGAUAAUGCCUCUUUUCACCGAGCUCCUUGCAAAAGGAAAGAAUUAGGUUUAUCAAGUAUUGAAGAACAAUUAUCCUUAAAGAAUUCUAAACUAUUUUCUUUGCCUACUCAUUCUCCUCAACUUAAUCCUGCCGAACUACUGUUUAACACUAUUAGACAUAAUAUUGAGAAGUCUC